AUGGAGCAAAUUCAAACAGACAUGGCAGAGAUUAGGGCUCAGAUAGGGACUACUAUGGGUCAAUUUUUGGAAGCUAUCCAAACCAUUACCCGUGGACAAGAAGAGUUAAGGCAACCUGUUCAGAGGUCGGAUGUUACUGUUGAUCCAAGUGGCGUUAAUCGAAAAGUCGUCAAUCCUAUCCAAGAGGUCCCAUUGAAUCAGAAUGUUAGAAACACUAUGCAAGUUCCCGUCAACGAGGCUCCGCACCGUGAAAAUCUUUCUGUUUCGUCAUAUGAUACCUUUAAGUUUCAAAUGGAUGAAGAUGAGGGUAAGCUUCGUCUUUUGGAUAAGAGAUUGAAAGCUGUUGAGGAUCGUGAUUGCCUUGGUUUGGAUGCUGCUAGUCUAUGCUUGGUGCCUGAUAUCAAGAUUCCUCCGAAGUUCAAAGUCCCUAACUUUGAGAAGUACAAGGGUACCACUUGCCCGAUAACACACAUCAAGGCAUUUUGCAACGAGAUGGCUCCUUAUGCAGAAAAUGAUAAACUUCUAAUGCACUUAUUUCAGGAUAGUCUUAGUGGGGCAUCUCUUGAAUGGUAUACCCAGCUUGAAAGGACCAACAUCCGCACUUGGAAAGAUCUAGCCAAAGCCUUUUUCAAGCAUUACAAACAUAAUAGUGAUAUGGUUCCUACCAGAAUUCAGCUUCAGGGUUUGACUCAGAAGGUCGACGAAUCCUUUAGAGAGUAUGCACAAAGAUGGAGGGAGCUAGCUGCCAGAGUCCAACCUCCCCUUUUGGAGCGAGAACUUGUAGACAUGUUCAUGGACACUUUACAAGACCCCUAUCUGAAUCGAAUGGUUGGAUGUGCCGCUUCUGAAUUCUCAACUUUGGUUGUCAUAGGAGAAAGAAUUGAGCACGGUCUUAUGACUGGUAAGAUUCAAAAUGCUGCUACUAAUUUUGAAUUCCCAGAACAGGAUGGUGAAGAAACAAGUACAGUUUCCGAAGUUGAGGAGAAAGAUCAUGCUUAUUCUCCAGUUCAGAUACCUUGCUAUCAGAUGACAGAAAUUAUUCCUGAUCAGGAUGCUCCACAAAUCUGUGCUGCAACUACUAGCCAACCACCAGUUCAAUUUGUGCAACAGGAGCAUGUUCUAUAUGAUCAAUCAGUUAAGUAUGCUCCGCAACAACAACAGAGAUAUAGACAAAAUCGCCGACCACAGGGUGGGCAGAAUCACAGAAGGCCAAGAAAGGUAUAUGAACCAAUUCCAAUGCCGCAUAGUCAGUUGCUCUCUCAUUUACUCCAAAAUUCUUUAGUGGAAUUAAAACAGCUUGGGCCUCCUCCUUUUCCUUAUCCUGAAGGAUAUGAUCCCAACGCCUAUUGUGAGUUCCAUUCAGGGGCACCUGGCCAUUCGAUUGAAGAUUGCAACGUAUUCAAAGGCACAGUUCAAAACCUCAUUGAUUCCAAGGCAAUUUGCUUCACGCCAAACCGUCUGCGCAUAAAUUGA
Messenger RNA from Vicia villosa (hairy vetch), 1473 nucleotides. RefSeq lists its product as uncharacterized. The transcript has a single exon. The record is from RefSeq and is a predicted model, not a curated record. NCBI's taxonomy places the organism in Eukaryota, Viridiplantae, Streptophyta, Magnoliopsida, Fabales, Fabaceae. Bases 1 to 1473 code for a protein of 490 amino acids.